This is a messenger RNA of Stomoxys calcitrans (stable fly), 2372 nucleotides long. RefSeq names its product protein apterous. The coding region runs from base 772 to 2271 and encodes 499 amino acids. Gene Ontology annotation, molecular function: RNA polymerase II transcription regulatory region sequence-specific DNA binding; DNA-binding transcription factor activity, RNA polymerase II-specific. Gene Ontology annotation, biological process: regulation of transcription by RNA polymerase II; neuron differentiation. Gene Ontology annotation, cellular component: nucleus. The record is from RefSeq and is a predicted model, not a curated record. Lineage: Eukaryota; Metazoa; Arthropoda; Insecta; Diptera; Muscidae. The transcript is spliced from 9 exons.
CCGCUCAAUUCCUUAAAGCAUUCAAAAUACCGUCGUCAAAUGUCAUUACAUUAGGCAAAAAGAAAAGAAAAUAUAUAAAUAAAAAUAUUGUCACAGUGUCUACGAUAGCAAAAAUAACGGUUGAAACGUCUUCAAAGAAAACAACAACAAACAAAAAAGUAAAAAAUAAAAAACAAAGCAUUUAAGAUUGAAGUUAUGGUAGAAAGCCAGAAAAAGUGUGUGUAAUAAAAAAAAGUGAAAGAGUUUAAUGAAAAAAUGUUUUUGUGAUUAAUUAAAAAAAAAAUAAAUAAAUAUGUAAAAGGUUUUUAAACCAAAAUUCAAUAACAAAAUAAGUUUAUGUUUAAAUUUAUAAACAACAAAAAUUCCUAUAAGAAAUUAUUCGUUUUUAUGUCACUUGGAAUAUUUGUAUAACCAGCGGAUACGAAAAAGGAUACUCAAAUCUCUAAAGCUUCAAAUUUAAUUAUGUUAUAAAGUGAUAAAUUGAUAAAUUUUUGGGAAAAAGCAAGUGUAAAAGUGAUACAAUAAUCGCCUCCACUCAAAAACAACAACAACAAAGAUAAAGUUUGAAAAAUCGAAAAGAAAGAAAAUCUUAACACAAAAUUAUUGGAAUAUAUUCAACGAUUUGUCGUCAGUGUCAUUGCCGGCGUCGUUAUCGCUUCGAAUCGUCGUCGUCGUUGCCAUCAGUCAGCAUCAUACAAGACAACAUCCUGCCGCCGCACUGCCAAAUAAGCAUCGUUGGAACCAAACCUCGUGAUAUCCCAAAAGACGCACAUGGGCGUCUGUACCGAAGAGCGCCCUGUGAUGCAUUGGCAGCAGAGCGCAAGAUUUCUUGGGCCAGGUGCAAGGGAAAAAAGUCCAACACCACCUGUAGCACAUCAAGGAAACGCUGCACAUUGCGGCAGUGCUGCAGGUGCAAAUAACAGUAGUAAUAAUAACAACAACAAUAACAACAACAACAAUAGCAGUAGUAAUCAUAGCAAUCAAUUCAUCUUUCGAUCAUCCUGCUCAACAUGUCCCGAUAUAUGCGAACACAGUACAAAGCCCUUUAGUGCAGCGGCGGCAGCCUAUUCAGUUGCAUUUAGAAGCUAUGAAACGGCCGAACAAGCGACAUUCGAUGAAUCUUCCAUCAAAUAUGCCAUUAGUCGUGGCCAAACCGAUUGUCCGGAUGAUCUCAACGAUGAGACAAACUCAGGCAUAUCCUUCAAAACAGAACCCUAUGGACCGCCCAGUAGUCCGGAAUCAGCGACUGAAACAAAACCAAAUUGCAGUCCACCCUGUGCAGGGUGUGGGCGUCUAAUACAGGAUCGUUUCUACCUCUCUGCUGUGGACAAACGGUGGCAUGCCAGUUGCCUGCAAUGCUAUGCAUGUCGACAGCCCCUCGACCGGGAAUCUUCAUGUUAUUCGCGCGACGGUAAUAUUUACUGCAAAAGCGAUUAUUAUAGUGUAUUUGGAACUAGGCGCUGCUCACGUUGUCUGGCCUCUAUCGGUGCUGCAGAAUUGGUGAUGAGGGCGCGAAAUUUAGUAUUUCAUGUGACCUGUUUUUGCUGUGUCGUCUGCCAGAGUCCUCUGACAAAAGGUGAUCAAUAUGGAAUAAUAGAUGCCCUCAUCUAUUGUAGAACUCACUAUACUAUGGCCCGCGAAGGUGAUACCGCCUCAACCAGUUUGGGCUCUGCUGUGGUGCCGGGUGUUGGCGGUGCCAGUUCAUAUCCAUAUACAAGUCAAUUUGGUUCACCACCGAAUGAUUCGUCGAGUCCCCACUCGGAUCCCACACGUAUUGUUCCUAGUAGUAUAUUUGCAUCUGCCUCUCAUGUUAUGACCGGUCUUCCACAACCACCAAGGCAAAAGGGUCGACCACGUAAACGUAAGCCCAAAGAUCUCGAAGCCCUUACUGCCAACAUAGAUUUAAACACUGAAUAUCUAGAUUUUGGCCGAGGUUCGCAUAUGAGUGCCUCAUCGCGAACAAAACGCAUGCGCACCUCAUUUAAGCAUCAUCAAUUGCGAACUAUGAAAUCAUAUUUUGCCAUAAAUCAUAAUCCCGAUGCAAAAGAUCUAAAACAAUUGUCACAAAAAACAGGUUUACCAAAGAGAGUAUUACAGGUGUGGUUCCAAAAUGCCCGCGCCAAAUGGCGUCGCAUGAUGAUGAAACAAGAUGGCUCUGGCAUGCUGGAGAAAGGCGAUGGUACCUUAGAUUUGGAUAGCAUAUCAGUCCAUAGUCCCACCUCAUUUAUGAUGGGCGGUGGUCAGAGUCCACCACCGCAUGGCAUGGAUUAGUAUACGUAGUAGUCCUUACUGUUACAAGGAUUCUAUCACAGUUCACCUAAUAUCAACCUCUGCUUCAGCAACACCAACAAGAUCAACAGCAACAACAACAA